CGCGCGGACUUCCCACGCACACGUAUUCAUCACCAUGGCCUCAUGGUGCACCGCCGCCGAUAAGGCCGCCCUCGCCGCCUCCGGGCUCGCCGAGGCCGCCGUCUCCGUCAUCUGCGCGGGCGACGCGCGCCGUCGGCUCGACAGUGACACUGAGGAUGACUACACUAAGAUGGGCAUUGCGAACGCCACCACCACCAUCUUCCUCCUUUUCGCCACCGCGCUUGUGUUCUUCAUGCAAUCCGGUUUCGCUAUGCUCUGCGCCGGUUCCAUCCGCGCGAAGAACGUCAAGAACAUCCUCCUGAAGAACGUCCUCGACGCCGCCGUCGGCGCGAUCUUCUGGUACCUCUUCGGUUACGGCAUCGCGUUCGGUGUCCCCGGGGACGGCAACUCCAACCGCUUCAUGGGCGAGGCUGACUUCGCGCUGGGCAUCUCGGCCGUUGGUCCCUCCGGUGGAAACGACUGGAUUUGGUUCCUCUUCCAAUGGUCUUUCGCCGCCGCCGCGGCGACCAUCACCUCCGGCGCGAUGGCCGAGCGCACGCAGUUCGCCGCGUACCUCGGCUACUCCGCGCUCCUCACCGGCUUCGUCUACCCCACUGUCGUCCACUGGGCCUGGGGCGGCGGCUGGCUCAGCAGCGUCCCCUGGAAGAAGGAAGACGGGGACAAAUCUCUCGCGUACCACGACUUUGCCGGCUCCGGCGUCGUUCACAUGGUCGGCGGGUUCUCCGGUCUCAUGGGCGCGAUCAUGGUCGGCCCGCGCACGGGCCGCUUCGACGCGCAGGGUCGCCCGAUCGCGAUGCCCGGCCACAACGCCGCGCUCGUCGUCCUCGGCACCUUCAUCCUCUGGGUUGGCUGGUACGGGUUCAACUGCGGUUCCCAGGGCUCCGCGACCUCCGCUGCUGAUGCCGUUGCCAUCGGCCGCGUCGGUAUCACCACGACGCUCGCCGCAUCUGCCGGUGGCGUGACGUCCCUGUUCCUCAACUACGCGCUCUACAAGGUCUGGGACCUCAUCGCCGUGUGCAACGGCGUCCUCGGAGGCCUCGUGUCCAUCACCGCGGGCUGCGCGGUGCUUGACAUUUACAUGGCCCUCUUCGCCGGCUUCAUCGGCGCGUUCGUUCUCUUCGGCUCGAGCAAGCUUCUCCUCAAGCUCCGCAUCGACGACCCGCUCGAGGCGUUCCCCGUGCACGGCGCGUGCGGCAUGUGGGGUGUCCUCGCCGUCGGCCUCUUCGCCAAGGAAAAAUACCUCGGCGACGAAGACAACGAUCGCUACGGCGCCCUCAUGGGCGGCAACGGCAGGCUCUUCGGCGUCCAGCUCUUGGGCUGCGUCGCCAUCAUCCUCUGGACGUGCGGCAUCCUCGGCCCCUUCUUCUUCGUUUUGAAGCAGGCUGGUCUCCUCCGCACCUCCGCGGAAGAGGAGGCUGCCGGCCUCGACGAGUCCAAGCACGGCGGCUCCGCGUACAACAACGCAUAAGAGCGCGACGACGAAGUGAUCAUUUUUUCAACGCGCGCCGGAUCGGCGCGCGCGACGACAAAGUGUUCUUCCAAUAAGAAUAACAGAGUGGACGCGAUCGCGACGGCGUCUUCGAUCGGAGACGGCGCGCGGACGGCGGGGCCCGCUUUCCCCCUCGUGCCACGAGUGAAAGAGAGUAGAAAUGAAUGAAUAACACAAGUAUAAUUUUUCGCACC
Messenger RNA from Micromonas pusilla CCMP1545, 1683 nucleotides. It is a transcript of the gene AMT1.1, whose product is annotated as ammonium transporter channel family. The coding region runs from base 35 to 1468 and encodes 477 amino acids. Gene Ontology annotation, cellular component: plasma membrane. NCBI's taxonomy places the organism in Eukaryota, Viridiplantae, Chlorophyta, Mamiellophyceae, Mamiellales, Mamiellaceae. The transcript is spliced from 2 exons. Gene Ontology annotation, biological process: ammonium homeostasis; ammonium transmembrane transport. The record is from RefSeq and is a predicted model, not a curated record. Gene Ontology annotation, molecular function: ammonium channel activity.